AGGAGCGAGGGGUGUGCUCAAGAACGGUUUUCGAGAAGAGAGCCAAGAGUGAGGGAUGGGACGGGCGAGGGCAUGAGUGAAAGGUACGCGAAGAAUUACUAGAAAACCGCGCUUGGUGGGCGAGCUGAGGGUGGGGGAGGUGAGUGGUGGUCGCAGAGCCUCGGCACCCCGAGGUCGCAGAGUGGCAGCAGCAGCGGUUAGAGCAGCAGCAGCAAGCAGGACGGAGUUAGGACCGCUCGGAGCGUCCAGGUCUCGAGGUAGUAUAAGGUUUGCAAUCCUUCCACUUGCUGGCAGUUGCAGAAGAUCUGCUUUUAAGUGAAACGUACAUGCCACCCUUCCGAGGGCUGCAGCUUUCCCCGGCUUGCUUCUUUCUUUCUUCGGCCCUCGCGCUCACUCUUUAAUUCGUACGCGCCACUAAGUUUGCAGAGAGCUCGCUGCCGGCUCGGAGUCGGGUCCGGCCAGGCGCCGCGGGCGGGGGCGGGGAGCCUGGGAACCGCAAUCCAGAAGCAUCGUGGGCCAUGUAUAUUUCAUCAACUGGACUUCGGGUGCGUCGCGUCUCGCAGCCAUCAGCGCUAUGUGCAGUGACAUUUCUGACUUGAGUGGAGGAAUGCGCGAAGAAAGCUCGGGCGAAAUUGGUACUGGAGGAUCUUCUUGGCGCCAAUGCUAAUUGUCCUGAUUUAUGUCCCUUCUGACUAAGCUCAACGUCUUCAUCCGAAAUAAAAUGAAAGCUGUGCCAAGCGGGGUAGAACCGCCGGGCUGCUGGUUCUGAUCCCCGGGAAUCAGGAAAUCGUCCUGCAGCUUAAAAAUUGGAAAAAAAAAAAGGGGGGGGGGAUUGAGAAAAAAUAGAAAUAGGGGGGAAAAAAACACCUCAGUAAAAGUUUAAGGCGAGAAGUGGCAGAGGCAGUGGCGCGAGGAGGCGCGGAGGAGAGUCGGCAAGCGGUGGACUGGGCUGGCAAGACCUCCCAAAGGCUGAGAUUUCAUUAUUAAUAUCACUAUAUUUUUGGAGGGAGAGGCACCUUUCUCAUCCUCUCUUCCUCUCCGCCCACCUCUAUUCCCUCCCCCUCAUCUACCUGUCAAAGUCACUGAUCUUUUGCAUUUCGGAAGAGGACGUCAACGGGAAGGAAUUCCCCCUCUCGGCCAGGGCUCCGAGAGGGGGCGACGCGCAGGAGGCUCCCCCCGAGGGCCAAAGGCGAAGGGUGUUGCUGCCAGAAGAAAAGAAUGAUUGAUGGGAAGCAGACACCGGGGUAUAGACGCUCAUCCUUUUGCUUCAGAUACUGAUACCUCAGUGCAUCUGAGCAUCGCUUGUGAUCUGUGAGCAUCGAGGAUCACCCAGGAUAUCGGAUGUACACCAGGAGAGCCAUCACUUUGCUAAAUCAUUAUCUGCUACUGGACAUCUUUUACAAAAACCAAACUAGGCCCAAGUGUAAUAGAUACGUUCUGGGACAAUGAAAAAGCUGCAAGUCAUUAAUGCCUAACGCACAAGUAUGCUAGGCUUCUGCCAAAGUCCUCAGUAUCCCUGAACACGCGCAAUAUCCAAACUGUCCACUUUUAGUUUCAAAAUCUACUUUGAGAUCGCAUCUUCUUCCUUUUUUUUUUUAAAUAUACAGACCUACCUACGAAUAGACAUACAUGCAUAUGUAAAGUAGACUGAUACCACAGAAAAGCAAACCCUGCUUUAGUUACCACGAAGACUGCCAAGAAUUUAGAGAUGUAUUUGUCAAGAUUCCUGUCCAUUCAUGCCCUUUGGGUUACAGUGUCCUCAGUGAUGCAGCCCUACCCUUUGGUGUGGGGACAUUAUGAUGUGUGUAAGACUCAGAUUUACACAGAAGAAGGGAAAGUUUGGGAUUACAUGGCCUGUCAGCCGGAAUCCACGGACAUGACAAAAUAUCUGAAAGUGAAACUGGAUCCUCCAGACAUUACCUGCGGAGACCCUCCUGAGACAUUCUGUGCAAUGGGCAACCCCUACAUGUGCAAUAAUGAAUGUGAUGCAAGCACCCCAGAGCUGGCACAUCCACCUGAGCUGAUGUUUGAUUUUGAAGGAAGACAUCCCUCCACAUUUUGGCAGUCUGCUACUUGGAAGGAGUACCCCAAGCCUCUCCAGGUUAACAUCACUCUGUCUUGGAGCAAAACUAUUGAGCUCACAGACAACAUAGUUAUUACCUUUGAGUCGGGGCGUCCAGACCAAAUGAUCCUGGAGAAAUCUCUUGACUAUGGACGAACAUGGCAGCCCUAUCAGUAUUAUGCCACAGACUGCUUAGAUGCUUUUCACAUGGAUCCUAAAUCCGUGAAGGAUUUAUCACAGCAUACGGUCUUAGAAAUCAUUUGCACCGAAGAGUACUCCACGGGGUAUAUGACAAAUAGCAAAAUAAUCCACUUUGAGAUCAAAGACAGGUUUGCAUUUUUUGCGGGACCUUGGCUACGCAAUAUGGCUUCCCUCUACGGACAGCUGGAUACAACCAAGAAACUCAGAGAUUUCUUUACAGUCACAGACCUGAGGAUAAGGCUUUUGAGACCAGCGGUCGGGGAAAUAUUUGUAGAUGAGCUACACCUGGCACGCUACUUUUACGCGAUCUCAGACAUAAAGGUGCAUGGAAGGUGCAAAUGUAAUCUCCAUGCCACCGUGUGUGUGUAUGACAACAGCAAACUGACCUGUGAAUGUGAGCACAACACCACAGGUCCAGACUGUGGGAAAUGCAAGAAGAAUUACCAGGGCCGGCCUUGGAGUCCAGGCUCGUAUCUCCCCAUCCCCAAAGGCACUGCAAAUACCUGUAUCCCGAGUAUUUCCAGUAUUGGUACGAAUGUCUGCGACAAUGAGCUCCUGCACUGCCAGAACGGAGGGACGUGCCACAACAACGUGCGCUGCCUGUGCCCGGCCGCGUACACGGGCAUCCUGUGCGAGAAGCUGCGGUGCGAGGAGGCGGGCAGCUGCAGCUCCGACUCGGGCCAGGGGGCGCCCCCGCGCGGCUGCCCCGCGCUACUGCUGCUGCUGCUGCUGCUGCCGCUGCCGCCUGCUCUGCUGGGGACGGCCGGCCCCUUGGGGAUGUAGGCGGCGCAUCCAGCCACCUGACGGGCCGGGCCGUGCGCGGUGGGGAAGCAAACACAACCCCAGCAUUUGCUACUAACAUAGGAAACCCACCCUCAGACACCCCCACUCAAACACAGUGUACAAACGAAGAAGGCCUGACUGAACUAAGCCAUAUUUAUCAGCCGUGGACAGCACACCCGAGUCAAGACGGUUCAUAUCUGACCCUAGAGGAGCUGGCAGCUGUUGAUAAUAUCACUGAAAAUCACAUUGCCAGCUGCAGAGCGCAUCACCGACUGGAAAGGCUGAGACAGCCCCCAAACGGGAAAGACAAAACAGCAACCACCGACAAGAAGGCAACCAACCUAAAAACAUUCGCUCCUCUCACGUGGUGCGCCCCAGCUCCGCCCGGCCCGCGUGUGGACCAACCAAACGGAAGCCUUCUUUGCUGGCAGUGCAACGUGGGUCUAAGGAAGUCUGUUUCAAGCUGCCAUAUUGGCCUGCUUCAGUCCCUGAAUCCCUUCCAACCUGUGCUUUAGUGAACGUUGCUCUGUAACCCUUGUUGGUUGAAAGAUUUCUUUGUCUGAUGUUAGUAAUGCACAUGUGUAACAGCCCCCUCCAAAAGCUCAAGCCAGUCAUACCCCAUGUAUCUUAGCAGCGCUGAGACGUCCCAGUGCGAGCACACAUCCACUGUCCAAGAGUGGCUAUAGGAAAAAAGAAAGUGUAUCUAUCCUUUUGUAUUCAAAUGAAGUUAUUUUUCUUGAAAUACUGUAAUAUGUAGAUUUUUUGUAUUCUUGCCAAUUUGUGUUACCAGACAAUCUGUUGAUGUAUCUAAUUCGAAUCAGCAAAGACUGACGUUUUAUUUUGUCCUCUUCCAUUCUGUUUUUGUUUCACUGUGCAGAGAUUUCUCUGUAAGGGCAACGAACUUGCUGGCAUCAAAGAAUAUAAGUUUACAUAUAUAACACGUGUAAUAAGAUUCCACCAAAGGACAUUCUAAGUGUUUUCUUGUUGCUUUAACACUGGAAGAUUUAAAGAAUAAAAAUUCCUGCAUAAACGAUUUCAGGAAUUUGUAUUGCAGUUUCUUAAGAUGAAAGGAGCAGCCACCAAGCAGAUUCACACUCACUUUACUGAUUUCUGUGUGGACUGAAUACACUCAGCUGACGAAUUUAGUGCCCAGGAAGAUGGAUUGAUGUUCACUAGCUUGGACAACUUCUGCAAAAUAUGGGACUAUUUCCACUUGGGAAAAAUUAUAACAGCAAAAAAAAAAAAAUUAAGUGAUUGCCAAGAUUAUGCCAAAGCCUGUUGGCAGAGUACUAAGAGACUUUUAUUUUUAAGUCAUGCUGUUUUCACAGAUUGAUGUGAUCGUGUGACUCUAGAGAUGCUGAUCUAUGUAUCUUUCCACUUACAGUGUUUACAUGGAGUAUCCUAAGAAGCAACCUGGGGAACCAGGAAAGUCGCAGGGAAACUGAGUGAUUAGCAAUUUGACUUUGAAUAUAUUCAGACUAAGUAUUUAUAGGAAAUAUCAAAAUAUACAGCAGCAAGUAGACAUAACUGCUGCUCCUGAGAAUAAAGUUUGUUUUAAGUACC
Messenger RNA from Camelus dromedarius (Arabian camel), 4609 nucleotides. RefSeq names its product netrin G1 (gene NTNG1). The record is from RefSeq and is a predicted model, not a curated record. NCBI's taxonomy places the organism in Eukaryota, Metazoa, Chordata, Mammalia, Artiodactyla, Camelidae. Gene Ontology annotation, biological process: animal organ morphogenesis; substrate adhesion-dependent cell spreading; tissue development. The transcript has 6 exons. Gene Ontology annotation, cellular component: basement membrane. Bases 1709 to 3046 code for a protein of 445 amino acids.